Linum tenue is the source of this 1204-nucleotide messenger RNA. NCBI's taxonomy places the organism in Eukaryota, Viridiplantae, Streptophyta, Magnoliopsida, Malpighiales, Linaceae. The record is from the annotation of a GenBank genome assembly.
CGCCAAGUAUCUGCUUUCCCAUCUCCCCGUCACUUCCGCAAAACGCAAAGCAAAGCCGAGCAAAUAAGCAGCACCGAAAGGAAGCGCCGCCGCUGCCGGAGAUGGGAACCCGAGAGGUUUACGAGGAGAAACUACGUAACGGGAACCUGCAUCACGAUCCCACCAUCAACCCUGGCCUCGGCACCCCACGCUGCCCUCGCUGCCUCUCCCUUCUUGACGCCGAUUCCGAUAAGGGCGAAUGGACCAUCACCUCCGUUUUGCACGACGCCACCGCCGUGGCUGGGUCUGGCAUUGGUGCGAUGCUUAGUGCAGUGCAUGGUCUUAAUACAGGGAUCCCAUUCCUCCAGAAUCGUCUGAAGGGGCCCAAGUGGCUUCCGUUCGUAGUUGGGGUUCCUCCACUGCUAAUGUACUCUGGCGCAUCUGCUGCUUUUGGAGGCACCACCAUCUACCAAGACUACUUGAACUUCCGCUCUCCUAUUUUGUAGCAGAUUUCUAUUCUGAGUGUGCCCAAUCUGCUAGGAAGCCAUUUCAUCUCCCAUAGUGUAAAAUUUGCCCCAUUUUCUGUGUUUGGGUUUGAGAGAGGAGGGCUUGGGUAUGAUGGUCGCUGGAAGGACGGCAGGUUGCUUUGAUGACUGAUAGUAGCAUCAGUUAUGCUGGCUGGAUUUUGUAAUAUCAUAUCUGGUUUUGGAGCCUUGUAUGCUAUUUAGUACACCCUUGCACGGGUUUAUCAUUUCAUUGGAUUUUUUUCAAUCACUUGUUUGCACAUUGUUUCUUUAUACUGUGUGACUUUGAAUGCUCCCAACUUUGACGGUCAAUCUGAUCCCAUUAUUAGCUGUAGUUCUUCGACCCAUCAAAAUAUCCAUGGUUGCAAUGAACAUCGCGUGGGUUGGUGAUUAUGCAUAAUUGCAAGGACCACUUUUGGUGACAUUUUUUUGUAACUGUGGAUGUUUCUGUGCAUCUGUGUGAAAGUUUGCAGAAAUCUUUUCAUUUUUGAAAUUUAAGCUUGCUUUCGGUGGACACAGAUUGGCUUUCUACAUAUUCUGGCUGUUCGCGUUUAAUGUUGUGGCUUCCAUUUUUUCCGUUGUAGAUGAGAAUGCCAAGCAUAUCCUUCCAUUAUUAGGAGUAAUCAAUUGACUGAUGUGCAUCUUCAAUUGUCUCCAAGCAUAUCCUUCCAUUAGUAGGAGUAAUCAAUUGACUGAUGUGC